Jatropha curcas is the source of this 3141-nucleotide messenger RNA. Its product is annotated as Forkhead-associated (FHA) domain-containing protein. The record is from RefSeq and is a predicted model, not a curated record. Gene Ontology annotation, cellular component: MLL1 complex; Ino80 complex; NSL complex. Gene Ontology annotation, molecular function: protein binding; G-quadruplex RNA binding. NCBI's taxonomy places the organism in Eukaryota, Viridiplantae, Streptophyta, Magnoliopsida, Malpighiales, Euphorbiaceae. Gene Ontology annotation, biological process: positive regulation of transcription by RNA polymerase II.
AAGCAAAGUUCCCACUUGCCGUCACCUGAGAAAAUCACUGCACAGAGGAAUUUUGGUUUUGGUUAUUGAGUACGUGCCCUAUCUCGACAACGAUUUCAUAGAUUUUCUGUGAAAUCACCGGUCACCUCACCUGAGAGUCCUGAUACGCCACCGAAACCGAAUCCUUCCUUGUCCACGUUUCGCAUCAAAAGCAUUCUCUUUCUCGAGAAGAACCAUACUUUUGAGAGAGACAAACAAGUAUAGGGAGGGAAAGUAAAGAGAGUGAAGCUGUCGGGUUUCUAGUCAUGGGAGCUCUUGCUCCUGUGUCUCCUUGGAUACCAGAAGAUGAUCUUUUGUUAAAGAAUGCUGUUGAGGCUGGUGCUUCCUUAGAAUCACUUGCUAAAGGUGCAGUGCAGUUUUCUCGAAAAUUCACUGUUCGAGAAAUACAAGAACGAUGGCAUUCUCUCCUUUAUGAUCCAAUUGUUUCUGCAGAGGCUGCUUUUCACAUGAUUGAGUUCGAGCGAUCUGCUUCAACUCUUCAAUCAAAAUUCAGUAAAUCAGGGAAUCAAAAAGAGAACAAAUUUAUCUCGGGGAAAAGAAAAGCUGAAAGUGUUCGCAGUUGUUACUAUGCUCUCCGCAAAAGAAUUCGCAAUGAGCCAUUUAACACUAUGGAUUUGAGUUUUCUCAUUGCACCUACUGAUAGCAGUUACAUGGGAAACGAAGACGAGCCUUUCUCUGGGAAUUGUAUACUUGGAGAUACAAAUCAUUUUGAACUUCAGGAAUCUAAUUUGGAUAUCAUGGAUCAUCCCUUUCCACAAAUUGGGGAUGGUACUACUGCACAUGUUUUUCAUGCCCAAUUCCAGAACACUGUCCAGGAAGAUUAUCCAAUGGAGAAAGAUAAUAUACAUGAAGAGAUUCCACAUAUACAUGGAGAGGAUAUGAAUUACAUUAGAAAUGAUUCUAUGAUUGAGGAAUUCAGUAGAACAAAAGAAUUUCCAGAAAAUAGUGACCAAGUGCAUGGAUGCUCUAAGUUUGAUGGAGACCACGUCCAUAGUUCUCCAAUUUCAGAGUGUGCUAUGUCAUUUCAUAACUUGGAAUACCCAUCUCCUCUUCCUGAAGUGCCAAUAUGGAGGACAGUUGAGGGUGUUUCGCCACCAAGUAUUCCAGCUAAUAUGCACACGGCAGACACAUUUUCGCUUGGUGGUGAUGGUGAUACAAAGAAUACAUGUCUUUCAGAAUAUGACUUCCAUAGAGACUCCAACUUAAGGCUAGAAAUGCCAAGUGAGGAGAUGAAAAAUGUAACUGUCACCGCAGAAGGUUAUCUAGCUGAACUUUCCAAUUCUCUUUUGAAUUUCACAAAUGAUGAACUUCUGUUCACAGAUGUUGAUGGGAAAGAUGCAAUUGACAAGUCUUACUAUGAUGGUCUGAGUUCACUUUUACUGAGUUCACCAAAUGAUGCCAAUCAAGAUCGUAUUCUGGAUAUACCUGAACCAGAAUCAUCUUUAACUCCAGAUUAUCUUACAAAGAAGUCUCUUGCAAGUUGUGGAGAGUUGGAUGAAGAUAGGGGUUCUCACCACAGUGGUGAUGUACCUGGAGAUUCAGAGGUGCAGUUACUUACUUCUGCAUCAACUUCAAACUCUCAAUUUCCUGAACUGAGUGUUGGAGUUAUUAUCUGCACGUUAAACACUGAGGAUACCGAGAUCCCAUGCAAUGAUGAUGUUGUCUUUACCAAUCACUUGCGUCCAAAAUCAUUUUCUUCUGUAGCCCGGCGGAAUUUUCCUGAUACUUCUAAACCAAAUUCUUCAACUGCUAAGGAAUUAUCAAGUAAUCCCAAAACUCCAAAUUCUUCAACUGCUAAGGAAUUUUUGAACAAUCCAAAAACUAGUGAAGGAGGUGUGGUACUGAUGAAGAGAGAUCUAGAAAAUACCAGGCAAUCUCAUGCACCUUCUCAGAUGAUAAGAUCACAGGUAAUACCAGAAAUUAGCUCUCUUCAUCCGGUUGGAGAUCGUGGGAUUAAAUUCAACUUGCCUAGUAGUGGCACCAGUCACAAGAAUGUAGGUAUUGCUUAUGGUAGUUCAUCUCAAAUUAAUUCAGGAAAUGUUACUACAGAUACUUUUGUUUCUACUAAGCUAAAGGAAGAAGCUCCUGAAGUUGUGCCGGUGAAGCAUUUUAGUCAUAAUGCAGCUGAUUCUUCAAUAGAGAAGGCCGCUUUUACUCCUAAUGGUUACAAAUCUUACUCGCAGACAAAUGUUAUUGAUGCCAAACAGGAUCUAGAUGCCCCAACAACAAUUCAAAAUUGUCAGACUUCACAUGCUAAAUUGGUGUCUGUAGAUACUGUUCCCCCUGAACCAGCAGUUGAACAUCCAUUAUCAGAUCCAGAAGAGCCACCGAUAGAGAGUGAUGAUGAUGUUCCAUAUUUUUCAGAUAUUGAAGCAAUGAUACUUGAUAUGGACUUAGAUCCAGAAGACCAGGAUUUAUAUUCCAAUGAGGAAGUCACGAGAUAUCAGCAUGAGGACAUGAAGAAGGUAAUCAUAAGACUGGAGCAGGGUGCUCAUUCUUAUAUGCAAAGAGCCAUCGCGUCUCGAGGAGCGCUAGCUGUUUUAUAUGGCCGCCAUUCAAGGCACUAUAUAAAGAAACCUGAGGUUUUACUUGGUAGAGCAACAGAAGAUGUUUCUGUUGAUAUUGACUUGGGUAGGGAAGGGCGUGCAAAUAAAAUAUCUCGUCGGCAGGCAACUAUAAAUUUGGACAAUAGUGGAUCUUUCCAUCUGAAAAAUCUUGGCAAAUUUCCUAUAUCAGUGAAUGACAAGGAAAUAGCCCCUGGACAGAGUCUAAGCCUUACUUCCAGUUGUUUGAUUGAGAUAAGGGGUAUGCCAUUUAUAUUUGAGACGAACCAAACUUGCGUGAAGAAAUAUCUGGAUAGCUCAGCCCAGAACCACCAAACCCUGGAGCAUCAAAACUGAAGCAUCGCGAGAAAGUUCACGGAUUGGAAAAAUGUCAUCAGAAGGUGCUCAUUUUUUUUUCCUGCGCUUUCUGGAUCUUUUCUUGUAAGCUAUGUUUAGCCUGUUGUAUGUAUCACUAGCCAUGUUGAAAAAAGACUGCUGUUUUCUCGUAAGAAAACAUUUUCCAUAUAUAGUUGGAAUAGUUUUGUCAAAAUUUCAAAAA